Messenger RNA from Penicillium manginii, 999 nucleotides. RefSeq lists its product as uncharacterized. NCBI's taxonomy places the organism in Eukaryota, Fungi, Ascomycota, Eurotiomycetes, Eurotiales, Aspergillaceae. The transcript has a single exon. The coding region runs from base 1 to 999 and encodes 332 amino acids. The record is from RefSeq and is a predicted model, not a curated record.
AUGUCGCGCUACGCUGGAGCUCACGCCAAGCCAAACGGCCCUGGCGAUGCACGCCCGACGGCCCUGCAAAUCAUCCAGGACGAGGGCGUCGAAGGCAAGCUCAAGGGCGAGGUAAUUGUAAUCACUGGUACGUCUUCCGGCAUUGGCAUCGAAACCACCCGCGCCCUGGCCACCACCGGUGCCACCCUCUUCCUCACGGCCCGAGACGUCGCCAAAGCCCAAUCCGCCCUCACUGGUAUAUUUGAACCUUCCCGGAUGGAGAUUAUCAAGAUGGACCAGGCAAGCCUCUCUUCCGUCCGCGCUGCAGCCACAGCCAUUCUCGCCAAGACCUCGAAGAUUCACCUCCUAGUGAACAAUGCCGGCAUCAUGGCCAUCCCGGACCUCCGCCUAACCGCUGACGGCCGCGAACUCCAAUUCGGCACGAACCACCUCUCGCAUUUCCUCUUCUACAAUCUCUUGGAACCUGCUCUUCUCGCCGCCGCCUCCCCGGACCUCCCAUCCCGCGUCGUUAAUCUCUCCUCCUCGGCCCAUAACGUUCACGGAAUCAAUGACCCCGACAACUACGACUUCCAGAAAGGCGACUAUGAUCCCAGUGUGGCCUACGGACAAUCCAAGACGGCCAAAAUUUACAUGGCUAACGAGAUCGAGCGCCGCUAUGGCUCGCACCACCUACACGCCACGAGCGUUCACCCGGGCCUGGUCCAGACAGGGCUGACCCAGCAUAUGCCCCCGGAUGCCUUCAAGGGAAUGGAGUACUUGUACCCCACCAUGAAGAGCGUUGAGCAAGGUGCCGCAACAUCGGUUUGGGCAGCCAUCGGCAAGGACUGGAAACAUGACGGCGGCAAGUACCUCGUUAAUUGUGCCGUGGCAGAGCCAUAUGCGGAAGGGGAUUAUAAGUUCUCUGCGCCCGGGUAUUCCCCAUACGCCUAUGACGAAGAGAAGGCGAAGAGGCUUUGGGGCGACUCGCUCAAGCUUGUGGGCUUGCAUAGUGAGAAGUAG